Molecule: messenger RNA, 1329 nt
Organism: Mesocestoides corti
Lineage: Eukaryota; Metazoa; Platyhelminthes; Cestoda; Cyclophyllidea; Mesocestoididae
Source: the annotation of a GenBank genome assembly
AUGGUCAGUGCUCACCGUCAGGCCUGGACUUGGCAGGACGAGUGGUAUGGUAUGACCAUGACUGAGAUUCGACGACUCGAAGCCGAGACUGCCAGAGCUCUUGCCAUGAAGAUGGGCCAAGACGAGGAAGUUGCAAAGAAGGCUGUUGAAGGUGGUACCGAAGAAGCACCAGCGGUCCCUUCUAUGAAUUUCGGUUCAUGUUUGAGUUUCGCGUCGGAGUCCGAACAGGCUUCUAUGUUUCAAAGCAUUCCGGGAUCCGAUGUAGAUGAUGAGGACUUCUAUGAUACUCGAUCCGUAAAUAUCAACGGUGAGGUUUCACCUGGCUUUUGCACAACCGCUUCCGAAGUCGCAGACAGUUUGGGAUCCAUAAUGCUCUACGACCUAUUGUCUUCGCCCGAACUCGCAAAUAGAAAUAAUGAAGCUUUCACGAAGUUGGAAAACAUUCAGCAUAUUCCUGAUGGUUCAUCUCUGCUUUUUGAUGUGCAAGAUGUAUUCUUUUUGGGAUCCCCUCUGGGUCUUCUGUUGUCUCUUCGUCAGCGGAUAGGAAUACAGUCUAAUCGCCGUGUUGGAUGUGGUUUCGGUUUCCCUUCGCCAAUCCGUCCGGCUUGUGAGCAAGUAUUCAACAUCUUUGACAUAACAGAUCCCUUCGCCUAUCGACUUGAACCCCUUCUCGAUGCUGCUUUCGAAGGAGUUCCUGUAAUCCGUCUUCCCGCUUGUGGUUCAUGGGACUCCUCCCAGCGACGUGGAUUGCGGAGACAGCUGUUGAUGAUUCCAUCGACUGAAAUUUCCUCCAAGCAAAUCCCAGCUUCCAUUACAUCAGUGCUUCACCCAUUUUUGGGUAUUGACUUCACGCAGAAGACUUCUCAUUACGCCACUGGGAACACUAUGCGGUCUGAUUGGUGGGGCUAUCAGCGCAUGGAUUUAGGUCUGCACUGCCAAGAAGGCGGCAAAAAUGUUAUCUCUCAAUCUCUUCCAACUGCUUAUUAUCGCUACUGGGAGUCAAAGGGUGUGAGUUACUUCAUUGUUUGGCAGCUGGUCGAGCGACUUCACCGUGGCUGUUUCUCCGUCCGGGGUGACAAUGCGCAAUGCAUCCAAAGUGGGGGAGUGGUGUUAGGCGAGGAGCAUGGCUUGAAAUUGUCAUCUCCAUUUCGAACCCACAGCUCUAGCCCCUCUAUGUGCUGCACAGAACAAGGAGUCAGUUUCUCCAAUCCGGGUUUCUUCAGUGGUGGUGGCGGUGGGGCAGGUGGUCUUAGCCGGCAGUUCCGUAGUUCCAUAUCCAGUCGCCUGCGAUUCAAGUCACGACCGCCUGAUCGGACAAAGGUAUGUUGA